Messenger RNA from Trypanosoma brucei brucei TREU927, 1101 nucleotides. Its product is annotated as variant surface glycoprotein (VSG)-related, putative. The record is from RefSeq and is a predicted model, not a curated record. Lineage: Eukaryota; Euglenozoa; Kinetoplastea; Trypanosomatida; Trypanosomatidae. The transcript has a single exon. The coding region runs from base 1 to 1101 and encodes 366 amino acids.
AUGCGCGCUAUAAAUCUUUGCACUGUUUUGCUUGCGCUGGUAUUCCCGGCAACUGUCUCGGGUUCGGAAUGGCUGGUUAACGGGAAUGAGUUUAAGACAUUGUGUGGCAUGAUAAAUUUGGCAGAAGCAGCACUUGGAAAGAUGAAAGAAGCACAGGAAAUCACUAAAGGGGCGGCUCGAAUUGGAGCAAUGUAUUUGGAAAUGAGUGGAGACAGGGAUUUGAACAAAACUUGCGAAGGCGCGGGGAAAAGAAACUGUGCACUCCACAAAGUGUUUUGGAAUGAAUCGAAAAAAGAAUUGGCAACUAGGGGAAAUACAACCCUACUUUCGGUAGGAGGAUUGUCCGAACGUGAAGUGGUGGAGAUUAGAAAAAAGGUUCUUUCCGUUGCGCAGAUAUUCCAAAAUAUAACCAAAAAUCGGAGAUGGGUUUUGAAAGCAAGUGAUCUCGAAAAAGGUAUUAAUCGCGCGCUGUAUGGUGUUCCAUAUCGACCACAAGAAAUUAAAGCACGCAGUUCCGACAGGAGACAGGUAUGUGAGCAGCAACUCUCACGUUCACAAAAGCUUAAAGCGUCCGUAUCAUUGAGUAGGGAUUUGUUGUGUUUGUGCGCGCCUCGUAUGAAUUUGGGAUGGAAAGCCCAUCUUUGCUGCAAAGAGUGUGUUAGGAAUCAAAAUGAAGGUAUGUGGGAAACAAAUAAGAAUGCAACUGGAAGAUGGCACUUCCUUAAAAAGCAGUGCUCAAGUAUGGAAGGCCCACAAGAAGGGUUUAACAAACUGGUGGACAACUUUCGCAAGGCUACGUACGGCGGUGAAGAUGAAUGCAGAGGGACGGCAUAUACUUUGGGGGGUGGGGUUGGAUUCAGCUUUUGGCGCUAUCCGAUCAUGGCACACAGUCUCGCAGGUCACCGUGUGCGCUACGUGGUUAGGGGUAGGAACAGAGAUAUUAAGAAUAUACCGUGGAUGAGGGAGUUGUUAAAAGUUUUCAACGAAAUGAGGGAUCUGAAAGACUACGAGAAUGAUAAGAGAACGCUCGCAGAUGCCAUUGAAAAGCUACAAAAAGAGUUUGAAGAGUCAAACAGGAAAAUUGGCAAUGCCAAAAAUUAA